AUGUCGAACUUUGUUAGACUGUUUCUCUCUGGAAACAAAAACGAUGGUGAUGAUGAUAAGAAGAAUCAAGAUCCAACUUGUCAGCCAACACCAUCAUCAACUGAAACGAAUGAAAAAACAACAACAACACCACCACAACAACCUCCUGUCGUAGUUGAUAAUGCCAAUGUCGGAGGAGAGAAAGCCUUGUCUGCAGACGAGGUUCGACAACGACGAUUGAAUCGUUUGAAUACUCCUUCUGCUAUAAGUACAUCAUCGAAUCCAUCAUUGACAAUGCAAACCACACCGAUCAAAUCUCCAAGCAGUGCGACUAGUGCACGCACUCCAAGCAGCAGUUCCAGUACGAAAUCAAGUAGUGGUGAUAUGAUGGAUACAAGAGAUGAUUUUACAAAGCCUUCAUCUACAAACACUCCUUCAAAAUCAGCCUCUAUCAAAUCAGAAGUAUCGGAUAAUGAUUCAUCCAAGAAGUUUAUUCAUGAUGCAAUUUCGAGGACCUUUAGAGUGUGUUUGGCGCCUUCAAAGAUUGAUCCUACAUUAUUUCAUUUGAAAGAUCUUGCAAACGAAUUAUCACAACAACAACAGUCAGCACAAAUUUUUACUGAAAGUCAUGUAGAGAGCGUUAUUGUGGAACGUGUUUCUAAAGGAUUUGAAACUAGUACUGAUAAAACAAUCUUUGGUUAUUUGAUGGAGUGUUUUGAAAGGGCAGAAAAGGAGCUGAGCAUUGCUGAGACAAAAAAGAAAGAAGAUCUAAUCAAAUUUGUAAAGGGGUUGAAAGAAAUCAUUGUGUCGUACUGUGGUAUAGUUUUAACUGAUCCUGACAUGUUCAAUCAGCCUGAAAGCGUUGCAAAGCAAGGCCCUCUUCAACUCUUGCCAUUCAUCUAUAGAGAUUUUCCAGGAACUUUCUUGCAAGAUUUUGUUGCAAGAUUUUCAAAGGACAAUACUUUAGAGAAAAUAUUUACUCCAAUAUUCACAGAAAUGUCAUCAAAAAUGCUGAAAUUAACAUUACUCGAUGACUAUACUCCUUAUUUAUUUGGACUUAAAAGAAUAACAACCAUCAAAGAGAUUGCAAUGGUUCUGGUGGGUCACACAAAUUUCUUUCCAAAGAAAAGAGACGGUUACGGUUUUGAAUAUGAAUGUAUUUUAGGUCCAUUUUUCAAAAUCACUGCCUAUUAUGACCAACCAAAAGUUGGAGAACACUUUUUCCGUGCUGAUAUUGAGAGAUUGACAAACCAAGAUGUUGCUAACAUUAAGGAACAAAUUCGAACCAAAAUAUCAAUGUAUCAUACUAAUUUACAUGGUAUAAUUAUGAACUUGCUCAAACCAAAAGAAACAAGAGAUAAGACAAUUGAAUGGUUGAUGUUGACUCUUGAUACAAAUGCUUCUAGAGCCAAACUUCAAUCAGACCCUUACUCUAUUGCCAGUGAAGGGUUCAUGACUAACAUGGGAGCUGUUCUCUUAAAGCUUUGUGAACCUUUCCUUAAGAUUGAGCCAAACAAAAUUCAAACAUCAAAAAUUCAGAGUGACUUCGUAAUGAUGAACAAGGAUCUCAAUUUCAAGCACGACACAAAAUUUGCCAUAACUGAAAAAGAAGCAGAGGAGUAUUACAAAGCUAAACAACCAACUGACUUCUCGUUCAUUACACAGUCCUUUUUCAUGGCAUACCGAUGCCUCCACAUUGGCUAUCUCGUCACCCAGGAAAGAUAUCAAAAUGCUCUUAAGAGACUAGGAGACUCUCAACGAGUGUAUGGAGCAAAUCAAACACCCGAACUAAGGAAAGAAAUUGAUUUGUUGUACAUUGUUAGAUGGACUGCGGAGACACACCUUUUUGAUCCUCAACUCCUCAAAUUAAUGACAGAUUUUUAUAGAUUCAGUAGCAUUUGGCUCAUCCAAAUGGCGGAUCCUGUCAACCACAAAAAUUAUCCAAGCACUCCAUGUUCUGCUCAUCUACCAACCGAAGUUUCAAAAGAUUUUGCUUCCAUGUCAGAGUUUUUCCUUGAAGAUAUUGUCAUUUGUUUAACCUUCUUACUCAGAUUCAAACCCGAGACUCUGAAUUUGGUAGUGCUAGAUGAAAUUUUUGAUAUGAUGGCCAUGUUUCUUCACAACUCUCAUUAUAUCAAAAACAGAUACCUACUUGCUAGACUACCAGAGUUUUAUUGUGCUUUAAUUCCUCAAGGAGUACAUGACGUCUUGUCACCAAAGUUAAUUGAAUAUCUACCAAAUCACAAAUAUUCUCAACAACAUCUUACUUCAGGGUUGAUGAAUUUAUAUGUUGACAUUGAAUAUGAGAGCUCCUUCUACGAAAAAUUCAACUAUCGUUACUAUAUUUCCUUGUUAUUGAAAGACUUGUGGCAAUAUAAUCCAUACAAGCAAUCAUUUAUCAAGCUUUCAAGACAUUUGGAAGCUCACUCAAAGUUUAUGAAGUUCUUCAACGUGCUUCUCAAUGACUCGAUCUAUCUUUUGGAUGAAAGUCUUAAAGACCUUCAAAAAAUUAAGGAAAUUCAAGUUGUUAUGGAUAACACCACAGAGUGGAAUAGUAUGACGCAACAACAAAAGCAAGAUAAGCAGAGUGCAUUGGCUCAAUAUGAGCGAAUGGUAAAAUCUUAUCUAUUACUUGCCAACGAAACUGUACAUAUGUUAAGCUACCUAUCAAGAGACAUUCCUCAACCUUUCCUCCGCCCAGAAAUGGUUGAUCGAGUUGCCUCUAUGCUCAACUAUUUCUUGGUCGAACUAGCAGGUCCACAAUGUCAAAACUUGAAGGUAAAAGAUCCAGAGAAAUAUCAAUUCAAUCCAAAAUAUUUAUUAACAGAAAUUACUGACACAUAUAUUCACUUUUCUCCAUAUGAAGAAUUUGCCAGAGCUGUAGCCAGGGAUGAAAGAUCAUUCAAGGCCGAUGUGUUCGAACGUGUUGUUGCUAUCUUGAGAAAGAUUGGAAAAACUGAAGAAUACGUCAAGAAGUUUGAUACUUUUGCACUGAAAGCACUUGAGGAAGCACACAAACUUGUUGAUGAGAAUGUUGAUUUUAGUGACGCACCAGACGAAUUCCUUGACCCUCUGACCUAUACCAUCAUGGAAGAUCCUGUUCUGUUACCACUUUCUAAUAUUUACAUUGAUAGGCCAACCAUUGAGCGUCACUUACUCAACAACAAUACUGACCCAUUCAAUCGAUCACCUCUCUCUGUUGAUAUGUUACAACCAGCACCAGAGCUCAAACAAAGAAUUCUAGAAUGGAAAGAGUCCAAACGAAGAAAAUAA
Naegleria lovaniensis is the source of this 3252-nucleotide messenger RNA. RefSeq lists its product as uncharacterized. The record is from RefSeq and is a predicted model, not a curated record. Gene Ontology annotation, molecular function: ubiquitin-ubiquitin ligase activity. Gene Ontology annotation, biological process: protein polyubiquitination. The transcript has 2 exons. Lineage: Eukaryota; Heterolobosea; Eutetramitea; Acrasida; Naegleriidae. The coding region runs from base 1 to 3252 and encodes 1083 amino acids. Gene Ontology annotation, cellular component: cytoplasm; nucleus; ubiquitin ligase complex.